Larimichthys crocea (large yellow croaker) is the source of this 2841-nucleotide messenger RNA. It is a transcript of the gene lactbl1b, whose product is annotated as lactamase, beta-like 1b. The transcript is spliced from 7 exons. The record is from RefSeq and is a predicted model, not a curated record. Bases 1 to 1830 code for a protein of 609 amino acids. NCBI's taxonomy places the organism in Eukaryota, Metazoa, Chordata, Actinopteri, Sciaenidae.
AUGGGCAAGGCGGGGAGUAAAGUCUUCAGAGAGGCCUCGGUGGAUGGGGUUCAAGCACAGCCAACUCCUGCUGUGGGUGCUCCUGCUGCUGCUGUUAAAUUCGAAGGAUUCACUAAAGUCAGCAGGAUGAAGGUGAAGUGGACCCAGCUGGGUUUGGUGUUCUUCCUUAUUUUAUCACUGGUGAUGACAGGAUGCUUCUUCUGGCAAUAUCAGAUGCCAAAACUUCUGGCAGAUGAAGGCAUGGGUCGCAAUGCCAAAUUGGAGAUGAUGUGUCCUCGAUUCCCUGAGCCUCUCCCCCUGGAGCAUCCUAUCCCCAGUCUGAAAGAGGCCCUGGAAAAGGUGGAUGUCAUGCUGCGGCAGAGCAUCAACCCCAUCAGCCUCCCCUCUCUGUCGGCCAUUGUGAUCUUAAAUGACACUGUUUUGUGGACCGGCAACUUUGGAAAAAGAAAUGGCACUGACCCUCUCUCAGGACCCCCCAAUGAGUACACAAUUUACAGAAUCGCCAGCCUGUCCAAAAUCUUUCCGACACUGAUGCUGUACAGACUCUGGGAGGACGGGAAGAUUGGCUCCCUAGAUGACCCUCUGGAGAAAUAUGUGGAGAACUUCACCAUUAAAAACCCUCUGGGGAAGACGAGAGACUCUGAGCUAAAAUACGUGACAGAUGGCCUGAUAUUUCUGGACAGUGGGGAGGUUCAGAUCCGCUCCUCUUCUGUCACAUUGCGGAGGAUGGCCAGCCAGCUCUCAGGCCUGCCCAGGAGACUCCGGGCCACAAAUCUGCUCUGGAAAGGAAAAACGCAGUCUGCAAUAAAUCUGCUACAAGAUGAUGUUCUUGUUGCAGACCCAGGCACCAAAUGUCAUUACAGCAACCUUGCCUUCUCACUGCUGGCUCAUGUGAUGGCCGAGCGAGUGGCCAUCGUUGACUACCAACGGUGGAUCACAGACAACAUCCUGGACCGAUUGGGGAUGGAGGACACCGGUUUUGACAUCACCCCGGGGCUCCAGGGCCAGAUGGCUGUGGGAGUGUACUCAAGUGGAAAACCAGCCCCGCUCUAUGACCUGGGCUGGUACCGUCCUUCUGGUCAGAUGUUCUCCACAGCUGCAGAUUUGGCCAAGCUAGCCAUGAUGCUUCUGGGCGCUUAUCACCGCAAGCUGCUGGAGCCAGACUCAUUGAAGAUCAUGCUGACCCCACUGUUCAGGUGUGAUAAGGACUACUUUGCCAAUCGUACAGGGACACCGUGGGAGGUGAAUGAGCAGAUGGGCUAUGAGGUGGUCCGUAAAGAUGGCGAUCUAGAUGGCUACUCUGCCACCUUCUCCCUGGUUCCCAGACUGAAGCUUGGUUUGGUGGUGCUAAUGGCUGGCAGCCGGUCUCAGAACCAAGAUGUGGUCACCAAGGCCUACAAUCACAUCAUCCCAGCCAUAGAGAAAGCCUUCAGGGAGGCCAAAAAGGUUCUCUUUGCUCCGCCAAACCCAGAUCCUUACAUUGGCUUUUUCACCUACAGUAACAUCACGUUCUACGAGAUCAAAGUCGGGCCGGAAGGAGUUCUCAUCAUGCAACAGUUUGGGCCUCAGAUUGAAGAGCUGAUCCCAGAGAAGUACAGGACAAUAAAGCUCAACUACCUGGUUGACCGGGUGUUUAGAGUGGUUUUUGAAAAAGAGUAUCCUUGUGUUUUGCGAGUUGGCACAGCAUCAGUGUCCCUGGAAGCCCAAGAUGGCCAAUUAUUUAACUUCUACACAUUUGACAAGCGAGGUUUGUCCCCUGGUUUUGACGCACCAGGACUAAACACGUAUAAUGUCAUCAGAAUAGCCCGCAGGCCAUCAUUUUCAAGCUGAACUGCUGCAGUGCUGCAUCCCGCAGACAAAUGGUGUGUCCUUGGGUGAACAAAAAGAAAGCUGUUGAAAGACCAAGUGGAAGAGUGGGGGGUCAUUUGAGUGAUCAAAGACUGUGUCCUUUAUUAUGUCUUGCACAGAAAAUGAAUAUCUCUGCUGAAUGAUGUAUGUGUCCUUCUCACACUGGUCCUUAAUAACGCUUCCUGACAUCCACAUUAUGGCAACACGGUGCUUGUGUCUUUCCUGCUUGCAUUUUAAAUCACUCCUACAUCGUCUUGGUUUCCUAUAUCCUUGGAGGAACAUCAGAACACUGGCUCAUACUCUUUGUGUGGUCACUUACAGUACAUGAAUAUUGACAUACAUUUGAUUACUUUAAAUUCAUGGGCCAUGACUGCAGUGCUACAUACAUAUUCAUCUUCUAUUCAGAUUUAAUUUCUUUAUGUAACUCUGAACCAUUCUGACAAGUAAAGUCAGGACAUGUUCAUGGUAAACAUGAAUAUGCAUUACUUUUACUUAAAUACUGAUGUUGCCAUGGGUAUGAAACUGCUUAUUUAAUGUUAAUAUCAUGCACAUGUGAAUAAGAUGCAAAAUAUUUUGGCUAUCUGAUGUGAAGCGAUUAAGGACUAAGAGGCUUUUGUAUGCCUGUGUGACUCUUUGCUGUUAAUCCCUAAAAAUGGACUCCAAUUUUUCCUGACCUCGAUCACCAAUAUGAAUAAUACAUUGCCAGACUGCUGCAGAAAAAAUGCAGAUUCAAGUGUUCAAAAAUAACCAUUAUAAGGCAAAGGCUAUAGUUUUAUCUUUUCAUGUGAGAUUGCCGGUCUAACAGUGGGAUGGAAAUGAAAUAUAUAUUGUAAAUGUUGAUUACUCCUGAAGCAUCAGGUGCAACCGGUGAUAUAGAGGAUAUGUGAAUGCAAUGCUGCCUAAGAAAUAAAUCUAUUGUAUCCAUUUUAAAUGGCUAUGUAUGAUUGAAACAUUUAACUAUACAACAUGUUGUUGUCUCAACCCACAGAAUGA